AAGGUUAGAUUUGAAAAUUGAAAUUACAAGAAAAUGGUUAAUACGAGAAUAAUGUUCUCCCUAUAAAUCCUUUCCUCCUGCACAAGUAAAAUACCCAGUUCGUGUUGUUAUUGUUCAUCUCGAAGACUCCUCACCUUUCUUCCCUACUGAAAAUCCCCGUCUUCGAUCUCCUCAUUUGCGAAUUGUUUCUCCUCAUCUCCACCAUGGUGCUCGAGGCGACUAUGAUCUGCAUCGAUAAUUCGGAGUGGAUGCGAAAUGGCGAUUACUCGCCCAACAGAUUUCAAGCUCUUUCCGACGCUGUUAAUCUCAUCUGCGGCGCUAAAACUCAGUCUAAUCCGGAGAAUACUGUGGGAAUUCUGACCAUGGCUGGAAAAGGUGUUCGUGUUUUGGUCACUCCCACCAGUGAUCUUGGAAAGAUAUUGGCUUGUAUGCACGGGUUGGAUAUAGGUGGUGAAAUGAACUUGGCGGCUGGAAUUCAGGUGGCCCAAUUGGCUCUUAAACAUCGACAAAACAAAAAACAGCAACAAAGGAUCAUAGUAUUUGCAGGAAGUCCUGUCAAUUAUGACAAAAAAGUAUUGGAGAUGAUUGGGAGGAAGUUAAAGAAGAACAGCGUGGCACUUGAUGUUGUUGAUUUUGGAGAAGACGAGGAAGGCAAGUCGGAGAAACUUGAGGCCUUAGUUGCUGCAGUAAAUAACAAUGAAACCAGCCAUAUUGUCCAUGUGCCUCCAGGUGGCAUUGCCCUGUCUGAUGUGCUGAUAAGCACUCCAAUAUUUACCGGAGAUGGGGAAGGAGGAAGUGGUUUUGCUGCUGCUGCUGCUGCGGCUGCAGCUGGUGGUGUUUCUGGAUAUGAUUUUGGUGUGGAUCCCAAUUUGGAUCCUGAGUUGGCUCUUGCUCUUAGAGUUUCUAUGGAAGAAGAGAGAGCAAGGCAAGAAGCAGCUGCAAAAAGGGCUGCAGAAGAAGCAACUGGACAGGAAAAAGGAGGGGAACAAAGCUCCCAAGAUGCAACUAUGGGGGAAAGUAGCAAUGCUGCAAUUUCGGGAGCUGAUAAGAAAAAUGACAUGACAGAGGAUGAUGAGAAUGACCUGCUGCAGCAAGCACUGGCAAUGUCAAUGGAUGAUCCUGUGUCCACUACAAUCGUGCAAGAUACAGAUAUGGCAGAUGCAGCUGGAGAUGAUCAGGACUUGCAACUUGCUCUUCAGCUCUCUGUGGAGGAAGGUGCAAAAGAGUCAACAAGUCAGUCAAGUCAGACAGAUAUGAGUAAAUUAUUGGCUGACCAGUCUUUUGUUUCGUCAAUACUUGCUUCGCUUCCCGGAGUUGACCCAAAUGAUCCCUCGGUGAAGGAUUUGCUGGCUUCCAUGCACAGUCAGUCUGAGAAGAAGGAUGAGGAUAAGCCACCAAGCGAGGAGGAGAAAUAAUGUUGCAAUCUGUUUGUCCACUCCUAGGUCUGUUUAAUGCUGCCUAGCAUGUUACAAUCGAAUUGGUCUUUUGAUAGUAUAUGGCUUUGAUAUGUUCUGACGUUGUAAUUUUGUCUCGAGAAGGGAAUGUUGCAUUGUGGCCUGAAAGCUUUCGGCAUGAAGAGUCUCAGACGAAGUUUUUAGUCCCAUAUGCUUGUUCUAUUGCACACCGAGACAAUGUUCAUUUCUACAUUGUUAAUGUAUUGUUAAAUGAAAGUAGACCCCCCUGGGUUUUAGUUCAUAUUUUUCUCCAAACUGAUGCAAUUGGUGUCAAGACCUUUCUUUCUUCUAGUUUAAUUGGAGAAUUGGUUUUACAAACUGAUGCAUGCAAACUUCUGGACCUUCUAUAGAAUUGUUUUUUUAGCUGCCUCA
Messenger RNA from Spinacia oleracea (spinach), 1826 nucleotides. Its product is annotated as 26S proteasome non-ATPase regulatory subunit 4 homolog. The transcript has 10 exons. NCBI's taxonomy places the organism in Eukaryota, Viridiplantae, Streptophyta, Magnoliopsida, Caryophyllales, Amaranthaceae. Gene Ontology annotation, biological process: proteasome-mediated ubiquitin-dependent protein catabolic process. Gene Ontology annotation, molecular function: polyubiquitin modification-dependent protein binding. Gene Ontology annotation, cellular component: proteasome regulatory particle, base subcomplex; cytosol; nucleus. The record is from RefSeq and is a predicted model, not a curated record. Bases 204 to 1415 code for a protein of 403 amino acids.